Messenger RNA from Malassezia globosa CBS 7966, 2421 nucleotides. RefSeq lists its product as uncharacterized. Gene Ontology annotation, biological process: microtubule-based movement. Lineage: Eukaryota; Fungi; Basidiomycota; Malasseziomycetes; Malasseziales; Malasseziaceae. The transcript has a single exon. Bases 1 to 2421 code for a protein of 806 amino acids. Gene Ontology annotation, molecular function: microtubule binding; ATP hydrolysis activity; microtubule motor activity. Gene Ontology annotation, cellular component: nucleus; microtubule; kinesin complex. The record is from RefSeq and is a predicted model, not a curated record.
AUGGACCAGCGAGGCUUCUCGCCCAAGAAAGAAACGUCUCCGCUGAAGCGUUCAGCCAUAGCCUAUGGAAAUGGCCCCGCUUCUGGAAAUAUGAGUGCACAGAUGGCCAUGCCAAGUCUUCGGACACCUAGUGGCAUGAAUGUGGCUAGACCAACCGAAGUCAGUGUGCCGAGUGAGCCGAUUCAAACCUAUUUGCGGAUCCGACCGCCAUCCAUUGAUGAACGCGACAACCGUGAAUCAAGUGCGCCAUCAUAUGUCGAAGUGCUCUCUGAUACACAAGUGAUGAUGCAUGCGCCGCCAGAAGUUUCGCUAUCCAAGUCACGCUUACGAACCAACCCUGCAGCACCAGUGAAGUAUACAUUCUCACACGUAUUUGCACCUCAUCUUCAGGAAGAAAAUAACGCGUCUCGCAGCCAGGUGCAGGCAGAUUUCUUCACAAUGACGACGUUGCCUCUUGUACAGGAUGUGUUGAAGGGAAAGAACAGUCUUGUCUUCACAUAUGGUGUUACCAAUUCAGGAAAAACAUACACAGUGCAAGGCCUUUCGCGAAAUGGAGAAGCUGGGAUCCUUCCUCGUGCUUUGAAUGUCAUCUUCAAUAGCAUCCAUGGACGCGAAUGUACGAAGGCCGUGCGGCCAAUGGGCCUGAAUGGCGUUCAACCGGGUGUAUCGGAUCCCAGUCAAAGCUUGCUUUCCGGUCGUAUACGCCCACGCACCAGACUCAAGCAGCGUCUGAAUCCGAUAAUGGGACAAGGCAGUACCUCUAUUGACAUCGCCAAUGCCAUCAACACAGGGAUCUCAGAUACAGCGAAGCAAUCAGACGAGUCAUGGCAGAAUCACGCUACAAAAGUCGACGUUCUUGAAAAUGUCCGUUACAGCGUAUGGGUGAGCUAUGUUGAGGUGUAUAACGAAAAGUUGUAUGAUCUGCUCGAAUCACCCACGCCAUCGCUGCUGUCUCGUGUGGAACAUGACGUGCCGGGCGCUGACACAGAUCUAGGCGCUCUAGCCUCUCCAUCCGUCCCAGCAGCAGCACGUAGACCGCUUCUACUAAAGAGCGAAGCGGAAACCGGGGGCAAAUACGUGAGCGGGCUCAAAGAAAUCAAAGUUAACAAUAUCCAAGAAGCCCGUGAGCUGCUCCGGUGUGGUCAAGAGAACCGUUCCGUCUUCGGGACGAUGGCGAACCAAUCCAGUUCACGCUCACACAGUGUCUUUACAAUCAAAAUCCUGCGAGAAAAUACGAGCGUCGAAUUUGCGAGCAGCGAUAGCGCUGGUCUUUCUCGCAAGUAUUCUGUGUCGCGUCUAAGCAUAGUAGAUCUAGCUGGAAGCGAGCGAAUCUCUAACACUGAUAUUUCAACAGGUCCACGUCUUAAAGAGGCCGGCAGCAUUAACAAAAGUCUUAUGUGUUUAGGGCAAUGCCUUGAAACGAUGCGCAAAAACCAGGCCCGAGCAGGUAUCGGCGCAUCGCUCUCUUCAUCUCGUUCUGAAGAGUCACGGAAAAGGCGACCAAGCAUUGUGCCAUUCCGGCAUUCAAAACUCACAGAGCUAUUCCAGUCUUUCUUUAUGGGUGACGGCAAGGUCAUCAUGAUUGUGAAUGUCAAUCCUUCUGGCACAGGCUUCGAAGAAAGUUCUAAUGUCAUGCGGUUCAGCGCAAUGGCAAAAGAAGUGGGUAUCCAAGUUUCAUCUCCUGCGUCAACGGCCACCGUCGGACCAUCUACGUCUUGUUCUGACUCGUUAGGAUCGCAACACGUUUCAGAUGCACCUGAUGCAAGUGGCUUAGAUGCUAGUUUCAACACAGAGAAACUCAAUACGUCUGAUGAUGACGUCGACAACGACGAUGAGGAGCAAGAUGAGUUCGUAAAUAUGCUUCUUGCUGAAAAUGAGCGCUUGCGCCUACGCUGUGAACGCGCCGAGAAUUUAUGUCGAAUUGUGGAAAAGAAUGUGCGUGACGAAAUGGGGCAACAGUUGGAAGCUGGUCUAAAAAAUAUGCAACGUUUUUAUGAGCGUCAACUUCAGGCAGAGAUCGAUGCAAGCGACGCUUUCAUGGACCGGAAAAUUGAUCUGUUUGCUCGCCUCUCGCAAGCUGUUGAGCAUGAACCAUCCUCUGCAGAAUCUAGUGCAUGUGACGAAAGUGAAGAUGCAGCGUCACCCGCGGCCCCAUCCCAGUUUCUUGCUGAAAACCAUGAUUAUGUGAAUGUAUCGCCAGGCUCUCAAAAACAGACAUCCCGUAAAUCCAGCCUCAAAUCUACCGUGACGAGCAGUGAUGAAUCGCAUGAUACCUUAUUAGUUGCUAAUACACCCAGCCCCUCGAGACGCUUUCGAAAACUGGCUCAAAGACCGGCUAUUCAGACGGAUGAAAUGGACCAAGUUGCUUUUGGUCUCGUUGAUGCGGCAGCCCGAACUAACACACACCGGACGCUACGGUAA